AGAUUUUAUUUGUGUCCAACAUUCCUUUGACUGCUCCCAGGCAACUAAUCCCAGCCAAUCUUUGGUCAAUCUUCAUGUAGAGUCUUAUGGUAAUAAAAAUGUCCAACACAUCUCAAAGAUCACUGCAAUCACAUGUACAGUGAUCUUUGAGCUCUCUUUAUUUUCAUUUGCACAAAAAGAGGUAAAAAGUAAAACAGAAGAUUUGGAAUUAACAAUGAAGGCAGUCAAUAUCUUCGAUGUUCUCUUGUUAGCAGGAAGUUUACUCCCAGCAGGGCUGUGUGAGACACAUCAUGAAGUUUACAAGCUGAAAAUGGACGAGGCGCUGAUAAAAUUCCAUAAUGAACUUCCGUACAACAUUAGUGUUUACUACACCUCGGAUUACUGUUAUAAGUGUCUUUAUCAGCCUCUUGCCACUCUUGGAAUUGGGCAGAGUAAUAUUUCUGUGAUUGUAAGCACACAAUUCAAAUUGACUCUACAAAUCACAUCAAUAGUUGGAACCGCCAAUCUUUGCAGUCUGAGUCAGACAUUUGAGGAAGCUGGCCAUUAUUCUCUGUGGAUGAGGAAGCAGGGCUUGCUAAAGGAUGUAACCUGCUCUCUCACUGUGGACAGGAGUCCAAAUAACGCAUACCUGCCACUGUUGGCGGCGUUCUUGAUUCUGACUUUCAUUGCUGCAUUUUGGGUCUCUUUACCUUAUAUACUCAGAUUACGCUGUUCUCAGAGGCUAAAGAAUCGAAUGUGUCACCACGGGUCUCAGAACUCCAUGGAAAUGGAGGAGCCUAAUACCGAACAACAAAUUGACGAAAGCAAACCGAAAUCAUCAAGACUGAAGUCACUGGACACAUUCAGAGGAUUUUCCCUGACUGUGAUGGUGUUUGUGAAUUAUGGAGGAGGUGGUUACUGGUUUUUCCAACAUGCACCAUGGAAUGGUCUCACAGUUGCUGAUCUUGUGAUGCCUUGGUUUGUGUUUAUUAUAGGUACUUCUGUAAUGCUAGCAUUCACGUCGAUGCAUAGAAAAGGUGUUUCAUUGCUACAGCUGCUUCGCAAGGUGACCUGGAGGACCGUCGUCCUGAUGCUCAUCGGCUUCUGCUUUAUGAACUACAGCCCAAGAGAUGGGUUUUUAUCCUGGUCCUGGCUGCGGAUACCCGGAGUUCUCCAGCGUCUGGGCUUCACCUAUUUCGUUCUGGCACUGAUGCAGACUUUCUCUCCCCUCCGAGAGAUCCCCUUGAGAGAGCAUAACUGGUGGAACCCCAUUCAGGAUGUCAUUUUAUACUGGCCUGAGUGGCUCUUCAUUGUGUUGCUGGAGACCUUGUGGCUGUGCCUCACUUUCCUACUGCCAGUCCCAAACUGCCCUACUGGAUAUUUAGGAGCAGGAGGUGUUGGAGAUGCAGGUUUAUACCCAAACUGCACAGGAGGAGCAGCUGCACAUAUAGACAAGUGGUUUUUUGGGGACAACAUGUUCUGGUAUCCGACAUGCAAGGUCUUGUAUCGAACAACAGAGCCUUUUGACCCAGAGGGUGUUCUGGGUACAAUAAACUCCAUAGUCAUGGGAUUCUUAGGCAUGCAGGCCGGAAAGAUUCUUCUGUUUUUUCGUCAGAUGAAUAAAGGUAUCCUGGCGCGAUUCCUGGUUUGGGCUUUAAUCCUGGGAAUCUCCGCAGCCAUCCUUUCUAAGUGCACAAGAGACGAAGGAUUUAUACCUGUCAAUAAAAACCUUUGGUCUCUGUCGUUUGUGACUUGCAUGGCCUGCAUGUCGUUUUUGCUGCUUGCUGUGAUGUAUUUCAUCAUAGAUGUUAAGAAAUGGUGGGGCGGACAACCUUUCAUUUUUCCUGGAAUGAACUCUAUAUUUGUGUAUGUUGGUCACUCUCUGCUGGGCUCGUACUUCCCCUUCAGUUGGGAGAUGCGUUUUCAGGACAGUCACUGGGAGCCGCUUUUCCAGAACCUGUGGGCAACUGGACUUUGGGUCUUCAUCUCGUAUCUACUCUACCGCAAAAAAUUUUUCCUCAAAAUCUGAUGCUGCAAGUGUUUUUGUCUCAUGAAAGCAUUUAUAUACGUUAAGUGUUAGUUAUUCAUUUAAAUUAUUUAUAAAACACUCUAUAAAAUAAAGGUUCUAAAACUGA
Danio rerio (zebrafish) is the source of this 2114-nucleotide messenger RNA. The record is from RefSeq and is a predicted model, not a curated record. NCBI's taxonomy places the organism in Eukaryota, Metazoa, Chordata, Actinopteri, Cypriniformes, Danionidae.